This is a messenger RNA of Symbiodinium sp. CCMP2592, 2724 nucleotides long. Lineage: Eukaryota; Dinophyceae; Suessiales; Symbiodiniaceae. The record is from the annotation of a GenBank genome assembly.
AUGGCUCACAGCUUCGAUUUACUGGCGGCUCUCCCAGCUGGGCUCAGAGCGGCCGCCAUGGCCGGUGUGGGAUCCCGGUCGGAGCUCCUGAACCUGUUGGGCGAUGUCAAAGCCCGUGUUCAGGACAAGAUCGGCAUUGUGGACUUCCCGAUGCCUCAGUUCAUCUUGAUUGGCAAGCAAUCGGUGGGAAAGAGCAGACUUAUCGAGGCCCUCGCAGGGGAGACCUUCAACUUCAUCUCCGGGACUUUAGGCAGCCGAAGGCCCACGAUCCUCGAGUUCCGAAAUGUUGCCGGCACGAAGGCAUCGAAAUGGUUUGUUCGGGAUAGAGCUUCGGGACACUGGAACGAGCACGAGAUCGGUAGAGUCAUGCAGCUGGUCGGUGAUGCGCAUGAGGAACUGGGGGAAACGGUUUCUGCUGAUCCUAUUUGCGUACGUGUCCAGUCUCCUGCAUGUGUAGACAUGCAAAUAGUGGAUCUUCCGGGCUUCCGGGACUUCGCGCUGGAUAGCUCCAAGCAGGAGCUGUGCAACAGGAUCGAAGAGCUCGUGAUGCAAUUCAUGCGGGAUCCUCGCAACGUGAUGCUUUGUGUCGAGCAGUGUGGGGAUGCGGCCACCAUGUCCACUUUGGGCAAGUGCCGAAAGAUCGACCCCAAGUUUCAGAGGACCAUUCUCGUUCGAACGAAGUUGGACAAGUACUAUACCGACCUGACGAAGGACAACGUCAACCAAUGGGUAGACGGCUUCGGCGACCUACCCGAAAACUUGGUCCGUUUCGCCCUGACGCUUCCUUGGUGGCAGGAUGGAGAGGUCUGUCCGGCUGAUUCUUUCGUGAAGCUACGGGACGACAUGAACCAAAAGGACGUGAAGGAGAUGAGGGACCGGAUGUUGAAGCCGCAGUACCUAGAGACUAUCGGCUUCCAGUCCUUCGCCAAUUUCAUGGAGAAGAAGAUCGAGCAUAUGUUUGCUGAUGCAAUCAACCCUGUGCUCGACAAGCUGAAAGACCUGAAGGCCAAGUGGACCUCCAAGGAGCAAAGCCUGGUCACUGAGCACGAGGAGACGGACAGCGAGGCAGAGGUUGCUGGAGGCUGCGUGGAGGAAGCCACCACCCGGGAGGCCGACAAAGCCGGUGGCACCAGUACGACAAGCAGCCCCCGGCUGAGCGCUCUGCGCACGAAACGGAGCCACCGUGCGAUGAGUCAAAUCUCUGGCGCCGACUUGGCCGGCGGAAGUCCCGCGACGAAAAGCACCUCUGCAGACGCGGGGGCUGGCAUCGGCCUGGGUCACUUUAUGGGUUCGGAGCUUGAGGCGCCCAAGCGAGCUCGGAUGGGUGCUAUCGCUUCUGCGGCAGCGGAGCAGUGGGGUUUGGAUCUCGAGAACUUGGAGCUCUGGGCGGAGCACCGACGUCUGCCCGGAGUUGGGCUCGCAGAUUUGCUGGACUACCGCCGAGACCAUCCGGAGGAAGACCUCUCUGCAGGUGGGUCUUGCUUCCAUCCUCGAUUGAGCACCUCCAUUGCAAAAUCGCACUUGCAGCACAAGGAGACAGAGUGGAUCCUGAGCACCACUCGGGAAUGUGGGACGUCCUUCGCCCAGGCCCUGAGGCACGUCAUGGAGGGUAUCCCGAACUUAAUGACCGGGCGGAUGAAGCUCGAUGCAGAGCUCAGAUCGUUUCAUGACCAUCACUUGAAGGUCGGAUCCGAUCACUUCGUGAUGCUUCCGUCGGAGGAUUUUCGUGAUUUAGAUGAUUACAUAGAGUAUCUGACAAACGAAAUACAAGUCGGUGCUUCGGACGCAGAGGUCAACGGCGGUGCUCAGUUCCGCCGCGUCAUGUCUGAAGUCGAAAUUUUCCUCCGAUUUUCCGAGAUCGCCGUGGAGACCAAGAAGCGUGACGUGAUCCAGGCGCGCGGCGUCUCGAUGAGUUCCUUAACUUGGCGCGAUGUGGUGGUGAAGCUCCUGAGUAAUGAAGCGCAUCUGCCUUUGCAGAGAAGAGUGCAGUACGUCGGUGAGCGCAUCAAAUGGUUCUUCCAGAUCCAAAAGGAAGCCGUCAUCGACUUCAUGGCCAGCUUGGAGGGGAACCCGAGCGCGACGAUGUAUUCCAGCCUUCUCUGGAAGAAUGUGAAGCUCAUUAAACAGAACGAGAUGAUCAAGCACCUGGUCUUCUCUACCUACGAUCAGGCCUGCCAGCGCCAGUUGAAUCAGUUCAUCGAGCUGUUCGACAACAUGCUCACGUCCACCUUUGCCAACCCGUGGGUGUUCCUCAAGGGUGCGACUUACGGAGGCUACGCAGAGGAGGAGGAUGCCGACGCUGCACUUCCUUCCAUUGACGACACAAAGGAGAGGAUUCCAAAGGAGAUCCAGAGCCGGUCCGGGAUCGAAAGCACCCUCUCCAAGUGGCUGCUCGAAAUCCCCACGGAGUCUCAUCAGAUCGACGAGGCAGUCGACAAGGUCCAAAUGCUGGUCCUUAAGACGUACAGCUUCAUCAGAUCCCAGGUGUGCGAUCAGGUAGAACUGUUUGCAGAGUCCUUUUUCAAGCUGCCGAUGCUGCGUCGACUAGAAGAGGACAUGAACAAGAUCUCACUCUCCGAUGCGGACAAGACCAACUACAAGGCGCGGCGAGAGCGCCUUGAAGGAGAGGUGACGAAGGUCCGAGAAAACUUGAAGGAGGUCUCGGAGUGCAUUGAGAGGCUGCAGGGCUUCAAGCUCAAGUGCAACGCACAGCGAGCUCACUGA